AAUUGUUGCUCUUUGUUUAAGGCUGAGGUCCCAUUAGGUCCAGAACGUACGGGGCCACCCACAUAGUUUUGUGUGUCAGGACGGCGGAAGCUAAUAAGCUGUCAAGGAGGACUUGAACACACACACACACACACACACACACACAGGAUGCAGAGAAGAUGAUCUGCUGGCGAUGACGCGCUUGCUUUGUGGCGUGGAAAAUGGAUACGGGAUGAUGUCACGGCUGGUUGGGAAGGGUCAUUCCCGUUUCUUCUGGUGCUUGACCUCACCGUGGAUCUUUGGGGUUCAAACCUUCACUUUCAGCCUUUGCAGAGUACGCAUUGUUCUGCUGAUACUUGCUGUUGCUGCGUGAAAUAACAGCAAGUAAUGGGUUACUGAGGCCCGUCAAUGCAGUUUGUAUGAUAAUAAUUACAGGUGGCUAAUCAUUAGUGUUGUUAGUUACAACCGGAAAGGUAGUUGAGGUUAAAGUACCAUUAUGUGUGUGUGUGUGUUAUAAUUGGCAGUGGCUCUCGUGAUGAUGUUCUCCAGCCUCUCAUUCGAGGGAAUGAGGGAACUAUUUUUUUGUCCCCCUGGCAGUCAUGGGACAGGAAUUCUCCUGACUUUCCCCUUUAUACGGCACCCCUGGGCAAUUGCACUCAUCAUAAAUAAAUGUGUAAUUAAUCCGUGUGAUCGGUAUCGGCCGGUUUCACUCACGAAUGAUCGGUACUGGAAUCGGCAGCAUAAAACCCUGAACGGAGCAUCUGUCAAGCUUGAGCAGGAGGGGAAAGACAUUGAGCGGGGUACUUAACAUGCCAUCCGUCCGACACACAGCUGCAGAUGUCUGCUGGAGAAGUAAAGAGAGCGACAGCGUCAAGUUGAAAAAUUUGGGUCACCGCUUGUCAUUGCAGGAUGACGGUGAGUCCCGCAGCCGAUCCAGUUGAGAACCACUGUUGUAAAUGUAACGGAUGCCAGCCUGUAAGGCUGUGCGAGUGUACAUUGGUAAACCUCACUCCUCAAGAGCUGCGCUGAACACGCGGCCGACAGUCCGGGCUUUUAGUCGCGUGGUCAGCGCCCUCGCCUCCUAUUACAAAGGUCCGGUGUUCAAGCCCCGGUGCGGGCUGUGCGAAACAGGGCGGAUUACAUUGGUGCCGUGACCCGGAUGGUAGUGAGGUUUGAGAGGGUGAGUGUAACGGAUGCCAGCCUGUGAAGCUGUGCGAGUGUACGUUGGUAAACCUCACUCCCUCUGCCUCAGGAGCUGCGCUGAACACGCGGCUGACAGUCCGGGCUUUUAGUCGCGUGGUCAGCGCCCUCUCCUCCCAGUACGAAGGUCCCGUGUUCAAGCCCUAGUGCGGGCAGUGCGAAACAGGGCGGGUUACAUAAAGAACUCAGGAAAAACACAAGUUUUUGUUCCACAGCCAGGUGGAAAGUGAAUGGAGUGAGGUUUAACUGUUAAAACGUGCAGGAGUGACUGCCAAUAAACUGCUUUGACUUGUUGACAUGAUCGCAUUUCUCAACAACAAUCAGGAAGCUGGACUUGCUUAAUGCUUCUGCUUUUUUGUUGUUUAGAGACAAGGCAGUCGGGUCAUUUUCACCAGUCUUCACCUCCACUUGUAACCAAAAGGUGGCAGCAUUGUGCAACAUUACAGGAAACAUGUUUUUUUUCUUUAUGUCCUGCACAGAUGACAUGUCCAUCUCAGGAUUCAAGGCCGCUGUCAGCCAUAGACAUACCUGUAGAUCGACCCCCCAUCGAGUGGGUUUGUCCACAUGUCGCAACCACGAACAAGCCAGCACAGACGUCAGCUCCCCGUCAGAUGUUGCGGGACCGCCUGGAGUCUCAAUCGGCCCACUCGCCGCUGGCGGAGCGCAACGCCUUCCUGCAGCAGCGUCUGCACGGGUACUGGGCGAGCCUCCUGAUGUCCAUGCUGCGACCUGCAACCUGACCACUUUCCUGGAGGACGACACGGCGCCGCAGGUGCUGCCCAUGGAGAUCAGCGUCGUGGACUUGAAGGGCGACGGGCUGCGCUACAGCCCCUCCGACUUUGAGCCGUCGCCCAUCAGGGUGCACGUGGACACGCUGGUCAUACACAGAAGAGACGACGGCGCCUUCUCCAUCUCCGGAGCGGAGGCCCGGCGCCGGAGCCAGAGCGAAGACAGCGUUCUGUGUUCGGUUCCUGCGGAUGCUGAUGUGAAGCAGAUGCAGAUCCAAGCGCCGUCCGCUAGCCCUCAUCCAUCUACUCGUGAAAACAUGCUAAUGGAGGAGAACGACUGCUUGAAAGUGGCGUUAUCUUGGGCCAAAAUGGCGCUGGCCGAAGUUCAGCUGGAAAGAGAGGCGCUGCGCCACCAAAUGAAGACCUUCAAGGUCACAAACACCAGCUAGCCACUGAGGUGCUGGGAC
This is a messenger RNA of Dunckerocampus dactyliophorus (ringed pipefish), 2374 nucleotides long. Its product is annotated as bridge-like lipid transfer protein family member 3B. The coding region runs from base 1631 to 2356 and encodes 241 amino acids. Lineage: Eukaryota; Metazoa; Chordata; Actinopteri; Syngnathiformes; Syngnathidae. The transcript has 5 exons. The record is from RefSeq and is a predicted model, not a curated record.